UAUCAGAGUAUCGCGUAUCAUUUAUUGCAUAACAAAUGAGAUGAUGUUAUCACGCGGAAGCGACUGUUGGGGAAAUGUGUGCGGAUGUUCUCUCUACACAUACAUCCAAUGCGAUACGUCAUCGUGGGUAAAAAUUAUCUUUGAUCUUUGUAUGUGUGCCGUCGUGCCGACGAUAAGUGAUGACGAGCAGGAGCGGUGAGCGGUAUAUAAGGAACAAGCGCACGAGCUCUCGAUGUAGUUUCUGUAUCGACUGUGAUACGCGCACCGGUGCGUUUGCGUACAAAGGCUUUACCGAUAGUUCAUUGAUCUCAUAAUUUUGCGACACACGCGAAACUUACUCUCGCACGCGUGUACACGCUUGGCAAAAAUCGGCGUGACAAAUAAACCAAAUCGAAGCGAAUAAAUUGAGUUCUCAAAUUUCCUCAUUCCAAUUGACGCUAAAAGAUAUAAAUAAGAAUGGAGCCGAUGAAGAGGCCGGAUAAAGCAUCUGUAUGCACGUGGAAAGUAGCCGACGGAAAUUCACCGCAUACGAAACAAACAGAAGUUUUAAACCGGAAGAAAAUAUUACCUGACAUUUUAAGCACCAUUGGACAGACUCCUCUGAUUCGGCUCAACAAAAUUCCCAAGUCUCAUGGGAUCAAGUGCGAAAUGUUUGCAAAAUGUGAAUUCUUCAAUCCUGGAGGGUCUGUGAAAGAUCGAAUAGGAUACAGAAUGGUUCUAGAUGCCGAGGAAAAAGGUUUGAUAAAACCGGGGUACACGAUUAUCGAACCAACCAGCGGCAAUACGGGGAUAGGUUUAGCACUGGCCUCAGCAACCAAGGGCUAUAAGUGUAUCAUUGUAAUGCCCGAGAAAAUGUCUAACGAGAAAGUUUAUGUGCUUCAAGCUCUUGGUGCCAAAAUAAUCCGAACACCGAACGAAGUUAAUUGGAGCGAUCCAAAAUCGCACAUCAGUAUUGCCCACGAAUUACAAAAGAAAAUUCCGAACAGUAUUGUUCUAGAUCAGUAUACGAAUUCUGGUAAUCCAUUGGCUCAUUAUGAUCAAACUGCGACUGAGAUUUGGGAGCAGUGCGACGGGAAAGUGGACGUAGUGGUCGUAGGCGCAGGUACCGGUGGAACGAUAACCGGAAUCGGGCGCAAAUUGAAGGAACUGUCGCCUGACACAAAAAUUAUUGGUGUGGAUCCUAAAGGAAGCAUUUUGGCGCAGCCAUCUAAAUUGAACGAGGAUGAUGUCACCUUUUACGAGGUAGAGGGAAUAGGAUAUGACUUCAUACCUACUGUCUUGGAUCGUAAUGUAGUUGAUGAGUGGGUAAAAACGGAAGAUUGCGAAUCGUUAAAAACGGCGCGCGAAUUAAUUCGUGAAGAGGGAUUGUUGUGCGGCGGUAGCAGCGGCGCAGCACUCACGGCGGCAUUAAAAAUCGCCAAGGACCUGCCGGCGGACAAACGUGUUGUUAUGAUCUUGCCGGACGGUAUACGAAAUUACAUGACCAAGUUCGUGUCCGAUCAUUGGAUGGAAGUUCGAGGCUUUUUGCCUUGUGAACCUUUGACGGAAGCGAACAACUGGUGGUGGAAUAUGCCGGUUUCAAAUUUAGUAUUAAAAAAGCCUGUGAUGACGCAAAAGAUGUUAUGCCAAAACGCCUUAAUUUUCUUUAAGACCAAUCCUGACACUCAACAAUUAUUAGUCACCGACAACGAAGGAAUACACGUGAAAGGUGUUGUCACGUCAGAUGCACUCAUGUCCAAUUUGAUUUCCGGUUCGGCAGAUCAAACGGAUUUUGCCGAGAAGAUUAUGAUCAAGCAGUUUGCAAAAGUUAAAACCUCGACCACGCUGGGCAAACUGUCGCGUGUUCUUGAAAAAGAAUCUUACGCUGUAGUGUUAGAUGACGAUGACAUUCUAGUUGGGAGUGUAAAUCAGAAUGACCUUUUUAACUUUAUAACGAAGAGUACUGAUAAAGUGCAAAGUAAUGGCAUCAUAUAAAGUCCGUCCAUUUUGUUGUAUAUUUGUUGUUUUUUAUCAAUUUUCUUGUGCGUGAAACAAGAAAUAGCUUAAAAAACAAUAAAUAAUACAUCUGACGCUAUUUAUGUACUUAAACAUAUAGACGUAAAUAUAUAUGCUUGUU
Pseudomyrmex gracilis is the source of this 2116-nucleotide messenger RNA. RefSeq names its product cystathionine beta-synthase (gene Cbs). The record is from RefSeq and is a predicted model, not a curated record. Gene Ontology annotation, cellular component: cytoplasm. The coding region runs from base 457 to 1974 and encodes 505 amino acids. Gene Ontology annotation, molecular function: cysteine synthase activity; cystathionine beta-synthase activity. The transcript has 7 exons. NCBI's taxonomy places the organism in Eukaryota, Metazoa, Arthropoda, Insecta, Hymenoptera, Formicidae.